AUGGCUAUUGGAAAAACUAAACUGGCAUAUUUGGGCGCACCUAGGCAACUUGGACGAGACGAUGAGGAUGGAGGAGGCGAAGCUGAAGUUAUCGAGCGUACACCAGAAUCCACAGAUAGGCCGACAAGCUUUGAAUCACACCUGGUCAAGCGCCGGCCUGUCAAAUGGCGGCCGUACCGGAAGACCCCCAUCGCCGAACAGUUGUUAUCGAAACAUAUCUCCGACGAGGACGAAAAAUGGAAGGCGGGAUGGAUGGAUCAUCGCAAGGAGGUUAUCGAAGGAGCGCAAUUCGCACGCAGUCUACAGACCGAAGACAAGUUUGAUACUUCGAUUGCAGCAUCGCUCUGGGACGGCUCAAGAGAGCUGAGAUCAACUUCGAGAUAUGUAUCUGUCAUACACUUGACUCGCGGAAGCCCGCCGGAAUCACCAACAUGCACUUUCACAGUACACGAUUGCAAUCGCAAGAUACCCGGCGGAACAACACGCGAUCAUUCGGGUAAUUAUCUAUUCGGUACCGAGGUCGGGGUGCGCCGGAGUUUUGUUGACAAGAUCCGUGCCAAGUUCAAAAGCGACAGAGACUUUUCGACUGCGGGUCAGCUUAAUGGUAUCUUCAAGCCUAAGGGGGAAAAAAUAUCAUCUACAUACAGCAUGAGAAUAUGUUACCGAUUUAUACUUUCAUAG
Messenger RNA from Drepanopeziza brunnea f. sp. 'multigermtubi' MB_m1, 681 nucleotides. NCBI's taxonomy places the organism in Eukaryota, Fungi, Ascomycota, Leotiomycetes, Helotiales, Drepanopezizaceae. The record is from RefSeq and is a predicted model, not a curated record.